This is a messenger RNA of Anopheles marshallii, 783 nucleotides long. RefSeq names its product antigen 5 like allergen Cul n 1-like. The record is from RefSeq and is a predicted model, not a curated record. NCBI's taxonomy places the organism in Eukaryota, Metazoa, Arthropoda, Insecta, Diptera, Culicidae. The coding region runs from base 1 to 783 and encodes 260 amino acids. The transcript is spliced from 3 exons.
AUGUCGUGUGGAAAGGGCAAGAUGGUGUUGCUGCUGGCAGUGCUUGUUGCAGCUGCGCUGAAGACGACUGUGGCUCAGGAUUAUUGCGAUCCGGAGCUGUGUGAUCCCGGAGACGCUCAUAUUGGGUGUAACAACCCGGGAGGCUUCACCAGCAACUGUCCGGAAGGUGCUCAGGUGAUUGAAGUUACUGAGGAGUAUAAGAAGAUCAUGCUGGACGAGCACAACAAGUAUCGCAGCACUAUUGCAACUGGUGGAGUAAAAUGGCUUCCGAAGGCCAAGCAGAUGACUACGAUGACAUGGGAUGAUGAGUUGGCAAAGAUGGCACAGUUGAAUGCCAACCGGUGUGUGCAGAAGCACGAUGCCUGUCACAACACUGCCAGCAUCCGUUACUCGGGUCAGAAUUUGAACCACAUCAAAACGACGGCUCCAUCGAUCGACAACAUCCCGCAGGUGAUCAAGGAUCUCAUCUCGUCCUGGUGGGACGAGCGUCUCGAUGUGAACUCGCGCAUGGUCAACAGCAUGUACGAUCCGGGCAAACACACCAUGAUCUUCCACUUCGCUGUAAUGGCGGCGGACAAAUCGAACAAGAUCGGGUGCGCCAUGUCACAGUGGUCCGACAAUGGUGACCCGUUCCUGUACCUGGUGUGCAACUAUUCCUUCACCGAUUUCGUCGGUCUGCCGAUGUAUGCUGCCGGAGAUCCGUGUACCGGCUGUACGACCGGUUGCAAUACCGCUUACGAGGGUCUGUGUAAUCCGGAUGAGCCGGUGUCUGUGCCGUUCUAA